AUGUUGUACUUUAGAUCUUAUAUUUUCGUUUUUCUCUUAAACUGUAUUUUUACAUUUGCUGCUGCUUUUAUUCCAAAUGCAAGAUAUCAUCAUUCUUCAGUCCUUAUUGAUAAUAAACUCUACUUUAGUGAUGUCUUAAUACCAUGGGUUGACCUUACUUAUACCGGCGGUCCUCAAAAAGCAUAUGCUACAGCAUGUAUUGGUGGAAAAAAUAAUGAUAUGAUUUUUAUUUUGGUGGUUUGGAUUAAUAUCACAUCUUCUGGAAGUGUACCCACAGAUAGAGACGAAAUUUCAUGUGCUAAAUUUAAUGAUGGAUUGAUGGCUAUUUUUAGUGGUUAUAGUUAUACACCUUACGCUAUCACUAAUGAACUUUGGAUAUUCAAUACACUAACAUUGACAUGGAAUUUAAACAGUGCGAUAAAUGUACCUUCAUCUCGACGAAGUUAUUGCGCAAUAACUUUGCCUGAUGAUAAUAUUUUAUAUAUUGGUGGACUUAAUAUAUCAAUGAAUAAU
Cetraspora pellucida is the source of this 513-nucleotide messenger RNA. The record is from the annotation of a GenBank genome assembly. Lineage: Eukaryota; Fungi; Glomeromycota; Glomeromycetes; Diversisporales; Gigasporaceae.